CUGGCAAAACGAGGACUCAAUGUUGUGCUGAUCAGCCGGACUCUGGAAAAACUGCAGGCCAUGGCCGCAGAGAUUGAGGAGACUACGGGGAGUAGAGUGAAGAUUAUACAAGCAGAUUUCACCAGAGAUGACAUCUAUGACUAUAUUAAAGAAAAACUUACAGGCUUAGAAAUUGGAAUUUUAGUCAACAAUGUCGGAAUGCUCCCGAACUUGCUCCCAACCUAUUUCCUUCAUGCGCCUGAUGAAGUCCAGAGCCUCAUCCAUUGUAACAUCACCUCAGUUGUCAAGAUGACGCAACUGGUGCUGAAACACAUGGAGUCAAGGCGGAAAGGUCUCAUCUUGAACAUUUCUUCCGGGACAGCCCUCUUCCCUUGGCCUCUGUACACCAUGUACUCGGCUUCCAAGGCGUUCGUGCGAGUGUUUUCCAAGGCCCUGCAAGCGGAAUAUAAAGCAAAAGGAAUCGUCAUCCAGGUGCUGACCCCAUUUGCUAUUUCAACCCCAAUGACAAAGUAUCUCAACGCCAACGUGAUAACCAAGACUGCCGAUGAGUUUGUGAAAGAAUCGCUGAGUUACGUCUUGAUUGGAGAUGAAACCUGUGGCUGCCUUGCCCAUGAAAUCGUGGCGAGCUUCCUGAAUCUGGUCCCGUCCUGGGCCACCUGCAGCAGCAUGUUCCAGAAGGCACUCCUGACUCGAUACGCAGAGUACCUGAAGCAGAACUCCAGCCUUGGGUAACCUGGGCAGAGGUGCUGCAGUCCUGUGCUGGCUUAAGAGGACCACAGACCAAACCAGCCCCUG
This is a messenger RNA of Tupaia belangeri chinensis (Chinese tree shrew), 795 nucleotides long. It is a transcript of the gene HSD17B3, whose product is annotated as hydroxysteroid 17-beta dehydrogenase 3. Gene Ontology annotation, biological process: steroid biosynthetic process. NCBI's taxonomy places the organism in Eukaryota, Metazoa, Chordata, Mammalia, Scandentia, Tupaiidae. The annotation marks the transcript as partial. The transcript is spliced from 9 exons. Gene Ontology annotation, molecular function: testosterone dehydrogenase (NADP+) activity. The record is from RefSeq and is a predicted model, not a curated record. Gene Ontology annotation, cellular component: endoplasmic reticulum.